GAGAUCAAAGUCUAACAUAACAAAACGUGAGUGCGCUUUCGGUUUUGGAAAUGGCGAUUCCUGUGAUGGAAGCUGUUCUGUUUGUGCUGUUUGUUUUAAUUAUAUCAGCGUUCAUAAUUGUGUACAAAUUUAAACUAUUUUACACAUUAACAAAGAAGGUUGAUCGCUCAUCUAAACGACAUGGUGGUGAGCUGGUGGCUCAAGUGCUUAAGAGUCAUGGGGUCAAAUAUAUAUUCACCCUAUGUGGCGGACAUAUAUCACCUAUUCUUGUAGCUAGUGAAGAUUUGGGGAUUAAAAUCAUUGAUACUCGGCAUGAGGUAAAUGCUGUCUUUGCUGCUGAUGCAGUUGCAAGACUUUCUGGUACAGUUGGUGUUGCUGCUGUUACUGCUGGUCCAGGACUUACAAACACAGUCACAGCUAUUAAAAAUGCACAAAUGGCAGAAUCUCCCGUGUUGUUAAUUGGAGGAGCAGCAGUAACCUUACUAAAAGGUCGUGGGGCAUUGCAAGAUAUAGAUCAAAUGUGUUUAUUUAAACCAUUAUGUAAAUUUACAGCUACAGUAUCUAGGGUAGCAGAAAUUAUCCCAACCCUGCAAAAAGCUCUACAAGUUGCGCAGUCUGGGACACCAGGACCGGUUUUUGUUGAAUUCCCAAUUGAUGUUUUAUACCCAUAUCAGUUGGUUCAUAGAGAGGCUGGCAUUAAGGAAAGUCCAAACGGAUUCAUGCCAAAAAUUGUUAACUGGUACAUCUCAAACAACGUGAAUGCUAUCUUUGCUGGUGCAUGGGAUGUUGUGUCAACGAAACCUCUAAGACCACAGCUACCGAUGCCUUCCAACGAAGAUGUUACGAAAGCUUGGAAUUUAUUGAAGUUUGCUAAGAAACCUGUGGCUCUUCUUGGAAGCCAAUCGACCCUUCCUCCCAUACCUGUGAACAAUCUGAGAGAAGCGCUUGAGGGAUUGGGGAUACCAUGUUUCCUUGGUGGUAUGUCACGUGGUUUGUUAGGUAGAAACAGUGCGCUUCAUAUCCGACAGAGACGGCGAGAUGCGUUGGCGGAAGCUGAUCUAGUUUUAUUGAUAGGCACUGUGUGCGACUUUCGGUUGAGUUACGGUCGUGUUUUGAACAAGAAAUCCAAAAUAAUAGCAGUUAAUCGAAACCGCGAACAAUUAUACAAAAAUUCUGAUAUCUUCUGGAAACCGACUAUAGCUUGCCUUGCUGACCCAGCCACGUUUGUCUGUGAGUUGCAUAAAGCGAAAAACAUGACGCCUGAUUGGACAGAUUGGGCGCAGAUUCUGAAAGAGAGAGAGAUUGCAAAAGAACAAGCCAACAAAAUGAAAGCUGAUGGGGAAACUGGAAGUCUCAUUAACCCAGUCAAGUUGUUGCACGAGCUGGAAAAUGCUUUGGAUGACAACAGUAUUAUAGUUGCAGACGGAGGUGAUUUUGUUGGAACUGCUGCGUAUAUAUUAAGGCCACGCGGUCCUUUGUGUUGGCUUGAUCCUGGUGCGUUUGGAACACUUGGCGUGGGUGGUGGAUUUGCACUAGGUGCGAAGCUAGUCCGACCUGAAGCAGAAGUGUGGAUAAUAUGGGGCGAUGGAUCGUCAGCUUAUAGUAUUGCAGAGUACGAUACCUAUAAACGGUUCAAGGUUCCUGUGAUUGGUUUGAUUGGAAAUGAUGCGUGUUGGUCACAAAUCGCAAGAGAGCAAGUGCCAUUGUUCGACAGCAGUGUGGGUUGUGAUUUGCUGCAUACCGACUACGACAAAGUUGUUGAAGGUUACGGCGGCGUCGGGUUAAAAAUCGACAACAGCGACGUCAAAACUGUUUACGAGACGUUUCAGAAAGCAAAAGAGUAUGCUGCUAGUGGUAAACCCGUGGUUAUUAAUGCAUUGAUUGGAAAAAGUGACUUCAGAGCUGGCUCAAUUUCGGUUUAAAUAUAAUCUUGCGAAUAUAAUUGGGCGUUCUGUUAAUCAUGCUACGUUAAAAUUGUUCUUAUUGGUUAAAUGCCCUAAUUUGAAAGAAACACAAAGAUUCGAGAAUUCUAAAUUAUCUUAAUCAAUUACUGCCAACUGAAUAGGAAAUUUUAAUUGCUUAAUUUUUUAAUAAAUAAAUUCUUUUUGAAAAAAAUUAUUAUUAAGAUUACAAAGAAAAUUUUUAAUGGUGAAGGCACAAAAAAUACCAAUCUAUCAAUUUCAAUGUUCCUCUCGCCAUAUUCGUUCGAAUUCAGAGUGUUUGAAUAAUUGUAGAAAGGUAAUACAUUUUUAUAAAUUUUUUAUUUUUUAUUUCUGACAAGCAUAUUUCUAUUCAGACCUAUUAUUUACGACUCCAGUCGAAAAGGGAUGAUUUUAAAUAAAUGAAUUCUGCUUUACUUAAACUUGAACAAAUAUUUUUUUAGAAAAAAAUUGUGAUUACACUUUACCUUUUCUCCAAAAUAAAUAAAGGGAAUUUCUGAUGAGAUUUAUCAUUUGAAUUAAUGUUUAAAAAGCAUUCUACUCGGUAUACACGAUUAACUUUUUAACGAUGUUCGAAUAAUAGAGAGAAAACGCCACAGGACAGACAAAAUCGUUCCAAAUAUUGAGAUGUUCGAAUUAAAGAGGUUGGAAUAAUAGGAAAUGACUUAUGAGAGUUUCUUGCGACAUUUUGCCUGCCAAAUAAAUCGUAGGAAUUACAGAGAUGUGGAGAGGAUACUAUAUAUGAAAAUAUAUAGUUGUGUAAUAUUGCAGAUUUUCGUGAGAUAUAUAAUAUAAUUAAUAUUUCGGAUUACAUCCGAGAUCUUAUUAAAA
Molecule: messenger RNA, 2771 nt
Organism: Hydractinia symbiolongicarpus
Lineage: Eukaryota; Metazoa; Cnidaria; Hydrozoa; Anthoathecata; Hydractiniidae
Product: 2-hydroxyacyl-CoA lyase 2-like
Exons: 17
Coding region: 51-1922 (623 amino acids)
Biological process (GO): L-valine biosynthetic process
Cellular component (GO): acetolactate synthase complex
Molecular function (GO): magnesium ion binding; thiamine pyrophosphate binding; flavin adenine dinucleotide binding
Source: RefSeq, a predicted model, not a curated record